Molecule: messenger RNA, 848 nt
Organism: Paramuricea clavata
Lineage: Eukaryota; Metazoa; Cnidaria; Anthozoa; Malacalcyonacea; Plexauridae
Source: the annotation of a GenBank genome assembly
ACUUCAAUCUUGGUGACACUGCUUGGGAGUCUGAAGUACCAUAUGUCACUAAUUCCAACACUGCGGCACAGCAUACUAAACUACUACAAGUUCUAGAUGAUUCCUCAUUCACCCAACAUGACAAAGUUCCUACACGACCUGCCUCUGGUAAAACUUUGGAUUUACUGUUUUUGUCAUAUCCAAACUCAGUUUCAAAUGUGUCUACACAAUCUGACAUGAGUGAUCAUCUUCUUGUUCUCUUUGAUAUUCAUACUAAACCUAUCAGAUCCUUUAAACCACCACAUAAGACAUAUGCUUAUAAGCGAGCAAACUGGAAUGAGAUUUCUAACUAUAUCUCACUUUCGUCAGCUGCGUUCUUUAACUCCAACCCCGAAGGUUAUUCUGUGGAUGAAAACUGGAACAUGUUUAAGUCCUCCUUAUUUAAAGCUGUAAAUGACCACAUCCCCCAGAAAUUGUCUGUAUCAAAAUACAAAUUGCCAUGGAUAACUGUGGCCAUCAAGAGACAUAUGCGGAAGAAGGAUAGAUUACAUAAACUAGCUAUGAGAUCACGUAAACAGUGCCAUUGGGAGUCUUUUAAAAAGGAGAGAAACCUUGUCUCUAAGAUGGUUAAAGAAUCUCACAGCCAAUAUUUAAACAACGUCAUUGGAGAAAGCCUAACUAACAAUCUAAAAAAGUUCUGGUCAUACGCACGUACCAGUAAAUCAGAAAUCAUUGGCAUUCCUCCUUUAAGAGCAGGGAGCAAAUUCUGCUCUACAGACAGGGAUAAAGCUGAAAUUCUUAGUUCUCAUUUUGCUUCAACUUUCACUAUGGAAUGCUUGCCUCCUCCAGCCACCGAUCAAUCACCUUAG